Anoplopoma fimbria (sablefish) is the source of this 3052-nucleotide messenger RNA. It is a transcript of the gene neu3.1, whose product is annotated as sialidase 3 (membrane sialidase), tandem duplicate 1. Bases 685 to 1917 code for a protein of 410 amino acids. Gene Ontology annotation, molecular function: exo-alpha-sialidase activity. Gene Ontology annotation, cellular component: membrane; cytoplasm; lysosome. The transcript is spliced from 3 exons. Lineage: Eukaryota; Metazoa; Chordata; Actinopteri; Perciformes; Anoplopomatidae. The record is from RefSeq and is a predicted model, not a curated record. Gene Ontology annotation, biological process: ganglioside catabolic process; oligosaccharide catabolic process.
ACUCCAGGCCGGUGGGGGCGCUAAAUCGCAAACGAGGGGGAUUAAUUUAAGCGGAAAGGGGAAGAAACCCGUGAGCCACGCUAGUCAAAGAUUGAAUUCAAUGAUAAGAUAAUAGUCCUCCUAAGCCACCUAUGGUAUAUGAGACAUUACACAGAUAUUAUUACGAAGAUGCUGAUGUUUAUACGUAUACAACACACGUCAUAAAUGUACUCGCUGAGACGAGUUUACGACCCUUGCGACCUGGGUUCGUUUAAACUAGCAGCUAAUCGGCUUUGGCCGCACUGCGCAUGCGCAGAUCUGUCACCGGAGUCGCUGUAACUACGUUUCUGAUGACUCCCAUCCACAAACAGCGUGUUGCUUCCUUGUCUUUCAUUCAGAUAUUGUGUGAUAACAUUAAAACGAGGAAUUAUUGGUCAGGAUGAUUUCGUGGAGCUCUAGCUGACGCUGGUAGUUAAACCCGACGGUCUAGUUCGGUUAGGACGCGACCAAGCGAACCCGGAAGUGAGUGCGAGGGUGUCCUCUCGCUCCGGCGACGUCUUCUUUGCGGAUGAUCCCAUAGCAUCAGUGUCGUGAACAGCAGAGGUCCUUAUUUUGUUGCGUGAGAUUAGACGGUAUAAUGCCGUCCACGCAGGGAUCAAGGGUGACACAUGCAAAGAGUGACAAGUGAAGGAACUCUGAUCCAUCAUGGGAAACAGACCAUCAAAGAGUGGCAGCGGAGAGGAACCGGUCAAAACAACUUUGUUUGAAAAGGAGCCAAGUGGAAUAACAUACAGGAUUCCUGCUCUCAUUUAUCUGAGGCACAUCCACACCUUCCUCGCCUUUGCAGAGAAGAGAUCCUCACCCUGUGAUUAUGAUGCCAAACUUCUUGUUAUGAGAAGGGGAACAUUGAAAGAUGAUGGAUCUGUUCAGUGGUCGUCCAGUCAGGAGCUGUCCACAGCAUGUCUACAAAACCACCGCACUAUGAAUCCCUGCCCUGUGUAUGAAAAAAACAGCAAAACAUUGUUUUUGUUUUUCAUCUGUGUCUGGGGAAACACCACAGAGAACAGGCAGGUUUUCACAGGUAAGAACAAGGCGCGUCUUUGCUGUGUUAGCAGCAGCGACGACGGUCAAACCUGGAGCCAAACGAGAGACUUGACCGAAAGUGUGAUUGGGGAAACCAUCCAUAAGUGGGCCACGUUCGCUGUGGGUCCGGGCCACGGCGUUCAGCUGGAGAACGGCAGAUUGAUCAUCCCAGCGUACGCCUAUUACAUCCCUUACAGAUGCUGUUCCUUCCCCAUUCCUUUUACAGUUUACCCACGUGCACUGUCAGUAUACAGCGAGGACUUGGGUCAGACGUGGCAUAUAGGCAAGAUGCUUCGAAAAAAGUCCUGUGAAUGUGAAAUGGCAGAGAUCAUAGACCACGAGGGCAGGAGCCAUCUUUACUGCAACGCUCGUAACCUUGGGGGCCACAGGUGUGAGGCCCUCAGUGAAAACAGCGGCGUGUAUUUCGACAAACCUCACAGUGCCCCAGAGCUGGUCGAACCGCCCUCAGGCUGUCAAGGCAGCGUCAUCGGCUUUCCCGCUCCCGAGUUUGUCCCCAAUGAUGACGCUGAGAGCAAAGCUUGUGGCACAUCGCUCUUGUCUCCGGACACACAGACCUGGCUCCUCUUCAUCCACCCGACUAACAAGUCUAGCAGAAGGGACAUGGGCGUGUACUUGAACCGAUCCCCGCUGCACUCAUCAGGGUGGGACAGGCCCAGGAUCAUCCACAGCGGGCCCAGCGGCUACUCAGACCUGGCGUACAACGGGGACAAGGAUCAGUUCUCGUGCCUCAUGGAGUGCGGGAAAGAGAGUGAACUCGAGCAGAUCGCGUUCAUGUCCUUUACCCUCAAUGAUGUCAUGCAGACGGGCAGUAAGAAAGACAAGAAGAUGCGUUGAAUUGCUUUAUUUCUGUAUUAACAAAGCGCUCUAACAUUCUCCUGCAACCUAAAAUGAAAAAGCAAAGCAAAAGCCACUAAAUAUGCUGUGCGGUAACAUCUGUCUGUGUUUACUGUUGUUCUACAGUGUGGAGAUGAUAAUGCAUGCAUGAGUCGUGUGUUUUGUUGUCUCCUUGUUUACAUGAAAAAAGUAUUUAGUCUAGUAUUCAUAUGCAAGUUGCUGUGUAAGGAAGGAAACUUGGGUGGCUGAUUUUAAAGCAUGCUGUGCUGGACUAUCAUCUUCAAAAACAGGCUUUGUCUUCAGCAUGUUUGACAAGUACUUAAUGCCCAUCUCUGCAUCUUAUUUAACUGUCAGUGUAUUCUGAGCAGUGGAGUGAAUUUGCCUACCUCUUUUUAUUUUCAUAUGAAGAUCAUAGCAGGCCUUUAUCAAGUAGAGCGUAGAGUUUCCUGCCUGGUCGGUCGCUCCUUUACAUUUAGUAUACUCUUGAUUCACGUAUGCCUUCUAGCCUGCCAGUGCACGACCUUCUCUGUAGGUCACGGUCAGCGGCGCCUCAAAAGUUGGCAACAGAACUGGACGGAAAAGAUAAACAUUUACUUUUUACUUGCCACAUCCAGCUACUCAAUGAAGAGACCAACCAAACUGUACCGCAGCUAUGAGUUAGAGGAUAUCAGAUGAUGGGUUAAUAGAACAUUUGGGCUACUUUGUACUGUAAACAGAUUAUUACUUUCAUUUUCAAAAGCAAUAUUUCAAUUAAUUAUAUUAUUUAAUUAUUUAUUUUCCACUUUACAGUGCAUUUAGCAUGAUUUUCUGAACAGGCUUUUUUCCUCUAACAUUAUUUAUUAAGUGCAAUAUCAUGACCAGGUAUGAUUGGCUGGCUGUUGGUUAUCAAGUGAAUGCAUGUAACCGCAUGUAACAGCAGCAGUAGACCCACUACUCCUAAAGCCACUGAGAAACUGCACACACACAACCUUCUACUGAGCGACUUCAACAUCCAUCUUUGCCUAAUGUUGUGAGGCAAAAUGCCUCCAGGUGGUCUCACACUAGUUUCAUUGUGUUUUUUUGUUGACUGUUGUGGAAAGUGACAAAACAUGCAUGAAACAUGUAUUUUAGUAGAAAAUAAAAGUAACCUGUUAUC